Acanthoscelides obtectus is the source of this 2793-nucleotide messenger RNA. NCBI's taxonomy places the organism in Eukaryota, Metazoa, Arthropoda, Insecta, Coleoptera, Chrysomelidae. The record is from the annotation of a GenBank genome assembly.
UUUUUACGUAAAACCCUGCAUAACCUGCAUCACUCAAAGAAACGUCAAUGUUCGGAUCAAUCACAUUUUUUUUCAUCUUUGCGUAAAAAAAUACAACUGUUGGCUAUUUUCCCUUCAGCUUAACAUGAAAGCAGGUUUUUCCGUGCCAAAUUCAAGUUAUGUCUCUGAACAGGCUGCAAAAGCUGCUUUUCUCCGAGUACUGCGACUUUGACGACAUGGUAUUGAUCGAGAGCCCCUUUGCUCAGACCACCAAGGAUGGAACAGGAAUCAGGCAGGUGCAUUUAGGUCUAACUCCAUCAAAGCUAGUGCUAGCUACAGACGUUUUGCCACCGGUAGAGUACGUCAAUGUCAAGUACACACCUGGCAUUGAUCCAGAGAUUGAAACAUUCGAACUGAUCGCCAUUUACCCGGUAGAAUGUGUCAAUCUGAGCGUGUACAAACGCAAACGAAGCCAAGCACUGAAAGCGCGCUUUUGCAACAAUAAGGUGCUGUAUUUUGAGUUAGGGGGGUUCGAGAAACGGGCUAUGUUCUGGAACCUUUGGUGUGAAAGGGUAAAGUUUCUCUGUCCUGGCGAUUCUGGGUCUUCGCGUUCUGAAACAAGUGUCGCAACUUCUACGACAGGUAGUACACUGUAUCUUAUGGAUAAGAGAGUAGUUUCUUCAAACGGGGUUAAACAGCUCUGGUACAAGUUCGGAUUCAGUUUCAACAGUACCCGUCUUCCUCCAAGCAUAAAAGGUAGUCAAAUUAAUAGGUGGACAGACAGACAUUUAUACCUAGGUAAUGAGUUCAACGGUAGCAAAGAUUACAUGCCAAUAAUGAACCACCCUUCAAAAGAAGAGUUUGUCAAACCAGCGAAAACAUUGAGACCGAGGAUAUCUAAGCCGCUGAGUUAUCUGGAAGAGAACAAUUUGAACAUCGGGGAUACUGUACAGGUGGUUUCAGAUCAACCGGUUCGGGUCGGGCGUGUACGAAGGCUGUCACACUGCUCUCUAUCUCACCGUAGACGACUACAAGCUGCCUCAAAGGUAUAGCCAGCUUGCGAUCCAGUCAACUGGUGGGACCACGCUUAGUGGGAGCGACUUGUCCGCAUUUGAUUUGGAAGCUGCAGCUGAAAGUGCUUUACUCAUCUGGGAAUUCUACAACUGCACCGACCCCAAUAAGUACAGGAUAAGACAUAAGAGAAGAUACGGACUCUCGACGCAACCCAUGGUACUAUACGGUCUUGGUACCUUUCAACUGUCACCAAGUAGCCGCAGUUCCCUACAGCUCAAACGAGCUGCUUCGGAAGUCUACCUCGUUGAUGAAUGCUCAGAAUUAUCAACGGAAUCUUUUAAAAUGCAGUUAACGUCUUCUCCCUCUUACCAGCAUUUAACCUCGCAAGGCAGCGUAAGGCCAAGUAUUUUGAAAAAUUCUCCCAAAUCUCCUGCGAUGUACUUUUGGACGCCGAAGUACCGAUAUCGACCUAAGCCAGCCAGAGAUUUUUAUCUGGAGAGGCAAAAGCAUCUCAAACUAUUGAAAGAUUUUCACGAAAGCAUUGCAAAGAAACGUAACAAAAGGAAAAAGAGGUGUUUCAGAAGAUGCAGAGAGACAGAUGAAGAAUCACUUGAAGAACUUUUUCCUAAGAAGCCUAGGAAGAAGUACAACUUUAUAAAUAUGUUCUCAAGUAGAGUAGAGGAAUUAUUCGAGUUGAGCUCAAACAGAAAUCCAAAAGAAACUCAUACUCAAUUCUUGAAGAGGAUGCUAAGGAUGGAUUUGAGUCUAACCAUUUGGGAUUUCAACUCUUCAACUUUAGCAGAACAACUGACUAUUAUACAUAAAGAGCUGUUUUUGAAAAUAUCUGCAGAGGAGCUAGAGUCUCUACUUCUGUGCAAGACUUCGAAAUAUGCGCCAAACUUACUGGCUCUGCUAACAUUUUCUGAAAGAAUAACGUGUUUAAUAGCCACUGAGAUUUUGAAAAACGAUACAGAAAAAAGCAGAGCGAGGCUGAUAGCCCGUUUGAUAAAUGUUGUACAAAAAUGUCACAAGAUUUCAAACUUCCAAACCUGCAAGACGAUCUUAAGUGGGCUACAAAGUCCUUCUAUAUAUAGAUUGAAAGAAACCUGGGCUUAUGUACGAAAAAAACAUGCCUCGAAGUAUAGGACAUUUGAAUUCCUAUGCAGGCUAUACCGAGACCCUAGAUUGAUAUCUUACCAAAAGGCUUUUUAUAUGAUUUCUUUGAAUCCGCCCUUUAUGCCAUACAUAGGUGACAUAUUAACAAGAUUAUUGAACAAGGUCCCGCAAUAUAGUUUCAAAGACAGAAGCAGGAGUGUCUCUCGAAAAUCCAGCUACGAAACUGUUGAAUCCAGCAACUUGAACCACCGAUUGCAGUCAGAAGCAGCAGAGAAGAGUACUUCGCUCUUUUCAAAAUUCAUACAAGUUUUCCACAAUCCGGAACCGAGCAUGGUACAAACUUCGCUGUCAAAAUCCGAGGUGGUAAAGAAAAAAAUACAUCGACAUAGGAAAGCGUCAAAAUGUAAAGGGUUAUGUGAGUACUAUGAGUCAAACGAAUGUGAGAGGUAUACUUUAGAGUCAUUAGUAGAAACUGUGGAGCUCUUAGGAAAAUGUCAGCUAGGUACCACUGGGUAUAACUUUAAGGUAAACGAGAUAGCAAAUAGUUAUCUACUUAAGGCAAGGUACCAGGACGAUAAGGAAAAUUUUAUUAAGUCUUUAAGUGUAGAACCAGCAGCAAAAUACCUUUAGGUAAAAUAAAUAAAAAUUGAUAAGCAACCUACUGUUUUUUUUUUGAAGUUCAUA